GACACUGGAUUGUUGAUGGGGAGAAUACUCCGGCUUGUUGAUGGAUUGGACAUUGGAUUUUUGAUGGGGUGGACAUUGGAUUGUUUAUGGGGUGGACAGUGGAUUACUGAUGGUGGACAAAAUGACAAAGGUUGUUUCUGCUGGGGUGGCUUAACGACCCUAGAGACACAAAUUUGUCGAUACUCAUUUGGAGCCAGAAGGUACUACAGCAGCUUAUCCUCUGAGCAAAAAAAGAAAAUUGCAAGUGGGCCAAGCCUAGAAGACUUUAUAUUGGGAGACAUAGAAGAACCAUCAAAGGAGCAAUAUGAAGGAACUCUCAAGCGAGGGAAAGGAAUUAAAAGACUUCGUUUACCACCAUGGUUAAAAACAGAAAUCCCUAUUGGUAAUAAUUAUUACAAACUAAAAGAAACUUUGCGAGAUCUUAAUUUAAAUACGGUAUGUGAAGAAGCACGAUGUCCAAACAUAGGAGAAUGCUGGGGAGGAGGUGAACAUUCUACAGCUACUGCUACUAUUAUGUUAUUAGGAGAUACUUGUACAAGAGGCUGUCGGUUUUGUUCAGUAAAAACUGCAAGAAAGCCCCCACUUCCAGAUGUUAAUGAACCGGUAAAUACAGCAAGUGCAAUAGCCAAGUGGGGAUUGGACUAUGUGGUCCUUACUUCUGUUGAUAGAGAUGACUUGCCAGAUGGAGGUUCAAUGCAUUUCGCUGAGACUGUCUCUGAAAUUAAAAGCAGAGCACCAAACAUAAUGGUAGAAUGUUUAACGCCCGAUUUCCGAGGUGACCUGGAAGCUGUGGCCAACAUUGUUCAUUCAGGGCUUGAUGUCUAUGCUCAUAAUAUUGAAACCGUUGAAGCAUUACAAAAAUUUGUCCGUGACCCACGAGCCAACUACAAACAAUCCAUGAAAGUGCUUGAACAUGUUAAAACACUAGAUGAUCAGAAGUUCACCAAGUCUUCCAUCAUGCUUGGUCUUGGAGAAACCGACCAAGAGGUCUUCCAAACUCUCAAAGAUUUAAGGACAGCUGGCGUAGAAUGUGUGACCCUGGGUCAAUACAUGCAGCCAACUAAACGACAUUUACGGGUCGAGGAAUAUGUGACCCCAGAAAAAUACAGUUACUGGGAAAAAGUAGGAAACAAACUUGGUUUUUCCUAUACAGCUAGUGGGCCAUUGGUUCGGUCAUCAUAUAAAGCAGGUGAAUUUUUUAUCAAAAAUUUAUUGGAGAAGCGUCGAGAAUUAUCAAUUGAAGGUAGCACAAAGGAAUCAUGAAAUAGGAAUAAAGAUAUUUCACUGAGUACUGGAAUACUGCAAUAUCACGCAAAAUUGGUUUCUCUAUGGAUUCAAACCCUAGACUGUAUAUCCCAUGGAUAUUGGGGUUUCGAUUUACACGUCUACAGUGGAUUCACUCAUGCGUGACCAUCCUGUGUACUCUGCACAACAUCGAUUUAGUCAAACUGCAUGCUAGAAUCAACACGAGAACUUGAGGUUUCUCACAUGCAGAAAUCUUAGUGAAGUCAUUCCAGAUUCUUCCUUGUUGCGCAAUUGAAAGCUCAUUAUAGGACAUGUUGCUCUGAUUAUAGCAUGGACAUUUCUUAGGGUUUUAUUUUAUUAAAUAAAUGAAUGCAGUUAUUUGUGUUUUUAUGGUUCUUAAUAUUUUGUUAAUCUGCUAACCUAAUUAAUUAUUAUUUUAAAUAUCUAAUAAUCUUUAAUGAAGCCUAUGAGAGCUGCAUAGCUCAGUUGGGUAAACUGUUGGAAGCCAUUGUUUGUACGCUCAGCAAUGGAUAGCUGUUGGUAUAGUGCAAUAUGGCCCAUGUUAACAAGUGUAAAAUACUCUGUCUGGGAUUGUCUCCUGUUGUACUGCCCAAUCACCUUCAGAGGGACUCCACUGGAAUGAAAUCAUAUGGUUAUGGUUAUCCUACUGUACUGUACUUCAAUAUUUAGACAAAUUUCUAACAAAAGGAGAGUUGUAUUAUCAUGUAGAAUUUAUUUUAAACUUGUUCUAAGUGUGUUCUUCAAUUGCCAAACUUUACAUCAGGCUCAGAAAAAUAUGUACAUUGUAAUUUGAAAUUAAAAAACCAUUGUAUUAUAAUAAAAAUGG
Molecule: messenger RNA, 2092 nt
Organism: Anneissia japonica
Lineage: Eukaryota; Metazoa; Echinodermata; Crinoidea; Comatulida; Comatulidae
Product: lipoyl synthase, mitochondrial-like
Exons: 10
Coding region: 16-1263 (415 amino acids)
Biological process (GO): lipoate biosynthetic process
Cellular component (GO): mitochondrion
Molecular function (GO): lipoate synthase activity; 4 iron, 4 sulfur cluster binding
Source: RefSeq, a predicted model, not a curated record